GAUACCUAUGAUGCCACGUAUGCUUAAACGUCACGGUAAAUAAUGGGUAUGCAUUGCAGAGGUAAUUAAAAAUAAAUAUAUCUUGUGGGCCAAACAAUGUGAAAGGAAAGUCUCAACUUACACGAAGAAAUCUUGAGCUUGAAAAUGAAUAAAUUUAAUUUUAUAAGAAAUAAUACUCAUUCUGCUGAAGAAGAUAUUCCUUAUUUAAUCGAUAAGCCAAAAGAGAUUUUUAAAGUAGAAUAAAAAGUCGAAGAACAAGUAAUUGUUAGCUUAAGUAUAUUUAAAUAGCUGAUUUAAAAUUAAUUUCGUAUCAAAUUACCAACCCCACUAGUCUCACCAUCUUGAAUGAAGUCAUAGUUUGCAUCAUGGAUGAGGAAAAAAUUGAUCCCAUUGUCAUUUUAAUGCAAGGUUUGUAGUCACGACUCCAUUGGUGGUGAUGGUUUCAGGUGGCACAGUGUGUGAGGCGUCUAGGUAGCUCACUAAAUCAUAUCCAUCUAGCAAGACAUGAGCUUGGCUAUUCCACAUUAGAUAGUUGUUUCUCGUAAACUCCAUGAUAUUCAUCAUGUUCACGUUGAGAAGAGAAGACAACUCAGAGACAAUGGUGUGUGUGGAGGAGAUUUACAUGGCCAUAAUGGGGGACGAAGAAAAAUAUGAAGAUUGAGAAGAUAAAAGUGGGUGGCGGUCACAGAAUUUUUUUUUUUAGGUCUUUAAGAUUACAACUCUGAUACUAAUACUAGGCAAUGAUGUAUAUCCCAUAAUAUGAAGAGAUGUACAUUAUAUACAGAGAUUAUAGUAGGGUUUAAGACUAUUGAUAAUUAGAACUUGAUCUUUAAUCAAUGUACGUAUCCUUAUAAAACUAAGUUGACCCACAAAAAAAGGCAACGAAGCAAGUGGAGUGGCAACGCGAAACAUGAGCCAUCUAAAAAUAACAUGUGGUUACUCAAUGUGAGUAGAUUUUUGCUUGUUUUUAUAUGGGAUCAUAAAUUACAAUAUACGACACCACAAUGAAGAUGUUUCAAAAAAACAAAAUGAUGUACCUCGUCGUGUUUGCUUUUCUUUUCAAUGGUUGCACUGCCAACAAAGUGGUAGGUUCUUUGAUUCAAAAAUCUUGCAAAGAAGCUUCAAAGUCUCCAGGUGCAUACAGAAAUCCACAUUUCGAAAAAGUUUGCAUUGCAUCUCUCAAAGAGAAUCCGAAGAGCCAAAAAGCAAAAAAUCUCGGUGAUUUGACCAUGGUUGGAACUAUUAACGCCAUGUCAAACUUAACGAACGUGGAAAGAAUGGUGGAGAAGAUUAUAAAAGAGAGAAAAUAUAAGAAUAGUCUUACUAAGAAGUUGUUGGAAGAAUGCCUUAAGCUUUACUCCAAUAGCUUUAAAUCGCUAAAUUUAGGUUUGAACUACGUCAAAAUGCGGAAUUUCGAUAAUGCUGCAGAUAAUUUUUUGGAUGCAGUGGAGGGACCGGCAUUUUGCGGAUUAAAAUUUAACGGCGACAAUCAACAGAUAUCUCCUGUGAAAGAAGAAAAUAUUUUUCUCAUGACAAUGUUCCAAAUUCCUGUGACGUUUGCUAUGAAGGCCUCAUACGCCCACAGAAACAAAUAAAACCAAAAAUGAAGAAAUAAACUAGUGGAGUCUCUCGUUAGAAAUAAAUUAGGUUUAUGAAGAUGCUUAGCCAGACUAGCGUCCAAUUAAAUAUAGUUAGUUCUCUUUAAUAAGUUUUUUUGUGUUAAUUUUUUUUGUUUGGAUCAUGUAGUCAAAUGGUAUGUAUUUACGAGUUAUAAGGAAAUUAUUCAUAUCGGAACAUAUUAUGAGACCGAUGACGAACUACAAACAAAUGAAAGAUAAUUCAAUUGUCAAUGUAUGAACAAAUGGUAUUCGAUUUCGUACAUUGUUAUGAAAAUGGUUUAGUCACUCGAAUGUUAUAUAACUAUUUUAAUAUCCUGAUUUAUAUGAUUUAGAUACAAAAUUAGGAUAUUAAAAUAGUUAUAUAACACUCGAGUGACUAAACAAUUUUCAUAAAAAUCAUAAACCAUAUAUCCUGAUUUUUGUUUUUGUUUUAUAUGAACAAAGACAAAAUUACUUUAAUAUUCUGAUUUAUAUCCUGGACUAACUAAAAACGUGGCAGCAAUAUUAACUAUUUGAAAACAAAAUUUCAACGUGGCUGCCAUGUUUUUAGUUAGUUCUGAAAACCAGGUCAGCCUCAUCUUUAGUUAGUUCUCAUAAUAAUUUUGUUUGUGUGUUAUUUUUUGUUUUGUUUGGAUCAUGUAGUCAAAUGAUAUUUAUUAUUUACGAGUUAUAUUAGUCUGGUUAUUGUUUUAUUAAUUAUGUUUUGGUUAUACAGCUCUAUAUAAAUCUAAUUUAUGUAUAUUGUGCAAUUUAAAAUGAAACUAACUUUUAUGAGUUUCAUAUGCAUGUUGACUUUUCAAGUAAUGAUUUUUAAACACUAAAAUGCCUUUAAAUCAUUCAACUCAGAAAACCUUUAGAAUGCUGAUUUUUAAUAGUAGUGUAUACUUUUGGGCGUUGCAUUAUGAAAAACCCAAUAUGUAGAAUAUGAGCUUGUAUUUUGGCCCCAGAGAAUCCGAGGCACUUCGAUUGAAUCCGGUCGACUUCGGUUUAAUAUUCCCGUUUUUUACAAAAAGAAAAAACGAGAAAAGUAAACACGAAUAGUUUAGUCUUGUGGAAAAUCAAAGAACUGUCAAGGAAGACCACCACAAAGUCUCCUGUUGAUCUUCCAUUUUUAUUAAACGAAGUUUCUUUGCCUAUCCUUGUAAGGAAUCAUUCUCCAUAAAAGCUCAUAUUUUUUCAUAAGGUUGAGCCAGUCGUCUCGUUUCUAUAAUCGGCGGUGGUGAAAGUGAUGUCUCCUAACGAUUCAAAAAACAGCGGUGGUUUUUUUAACUCUCUUGCUUCUUCCAUCACCAACUUCGGGUCGGUCAUGACUAAAUCAGUCAACGGUUUGAUAGGCUAUGAAGGGAUAGAAGUCAUCAAUCCAGAUGGAAGUACAGAAGAUGCAGAGGAGGAAGCAGGAAGAGGAAGAUGGAAGCAAGAGGAACGUGAUGGAUACUGGAAGAUGAUGCAAAAAUACAUAGGAUCUGAUAUUACAUCUAUGGUGACUCUUCCUGUGAUCAUUUUUGAACCGAUGACGACGCUACAAAAAAUGGCAGAGUUAAUGGAAUACUCGCAUCUGCUGGAUAUGGCUGACAAAACCCAAGACCCUUGCAUGCGCAUGGUAUAUGCAUCAACAUGGGCUAUAUCUGUGUAUUAUGCCUACCAACGUACAUGGAAGCCGUUCAAUCCAAUCCUCGGUGAAACUUACGAGAUGACUAAUCAUAAUGGUAUUAAUUUUAUAGCUGAUCAGGUCAGCCAUCACCCACCAAUGAGUGCUGCUCACGCAGAGAACGAGCAUUUCGCUUACGACUGCACUUCAAAGCUGAAAUCGAAAUUACUAGGCAAUUCAAUCGACUUCUACCCCGUAGGAAGGACAAGAGUGACACUUAAAAGAGAUGGUGUGGUUCUUGAUCUUGUACCUCCUCCGACCAAGGCUCAUAACCUUAUAUUCGGACGAACAUGGGUCGAUUCUUCAGGAGAGAUGAUCAUGACCAACCUCACCACUGGCGACAAAGCGGUGCUCUACUUUCAACCAUGUGGCUGGUUUGGAUCUGGCCGUUAUGAGGUGGAUGGAUACGUUUAUAAUUCAGCUGAAGAGCCCAAGAUACUAGUGACCGGUAAAUGGAACGAGUCCUUGAGUUAUCAGGCUUGUGACACUGAAGGCGAACCUCUUACAUGCACCGAACUAAAAAAGGUAUGGAAGGUCGCUGAAGCUCCAAAGAAGGAUAAAUACCAAUACACACACUUUGCUCACAAGAUCAAUAGCUUUGACACUGCCCCUAGUAAGCUAUUGUCAUCUGAUUCACGUCUACGCCCCGACACUGGCGAUAUGACCAAAGCUGGUUAUGAAAAGAGCAUCCUAGAAGAGAGACAAAGAGCUGAGAAGAGAACCCGAGAAGAGAAAGGUCAACCAUUGUUUCCGAAAUGGUUUGAUGAAACAGAGGAAGUUACUCCCACACCAUUGGGGGACCUCGAAGUGUACCAAUUCAAUGGUAAGUACUUGGUCCACCGCGCUGCAGCGGAUAACUCCGAGAUUAACACCGAUAUGGAGUCGACCCAAUUUAACCCUUGGCAGUUCCAAGAUACCUCUCCUUAAGCUUGUAACAACAACAACAAAAAAGACUACAAUCAUAUUCGAUAUCUCUUGUUACAGUAUUAGCCAGUCACCAUUCCCAUUGUAUAUUUAUAUAUAUAUAUAUAGUUGUACUCCAUUACUGUUUUCUAAGAUUUAAAGGUUUCUACAAAAGACAA
Brassica rapa (field mustard) is the source of this 4349-nucleotide messenger RNA. Its product is annotated as oxysterol-binding protein-related protein 3A. Lineage: Eukaryota; Viridiplantae; Streptophyta; Magnoliopsida; Brassicales; Brassicaceae. Gene Ontology annotation, cellular component: membrane; cytosol. Gene Ontology annotation, molecular function: sterol binding. The record is from RefSeq and is a predicted model, not a curated record.